Molecule: messenger RNA, 1290 nt
Organism: Plenodomus lingam JN3
Lineage: Eukaryota; Fungi; Ascomycota; Dothideomycetes; Pleosporales; Leptosphaeriaceae
Cellular component (GO): mitochondrion
Molecular function (GO): proline dehydrogenase activity; FAD binding
Source: RefSeq, a predicted model, not a curated record
AUGCCUCGAGGCAAGAAAGACACCACAACGUUCAAGAACAGCCCUUUCAAGCAGCACCCUUUGGCAGUGAUGCCGACUUCAAUGCUGCUCCGAUCUCUCUUCAUUACCACAGUUUCAUCCAACAAAUUCUUACUUACCCUAUCACUCCAUCUCCUCUCAUUCUUGGCAAAACCAAACCGCGGUCUUUUAUUCAACGUGGACAGGAAUCUUGUGCUCAAGGGAAUCCUGAAGCAAACGCUAUACAAACAGUUCUGUGCGGGAGAGACAGAGCAGGAGACGAGAGCUUGCGUACGGAAACUGAAAGACCUGGGCUUCAAAGCCGUUAUUCUUACAUUUGCGAAAGAGACAGUAUUCGAUUAUAGGAGCAAGUCGCCAGAUUUGCACUCUCCAGAGAAAGCAGUGGAGACGGCGACAACCCAUGACGUCGAUAUCGAGACAUGGCGGAUUGGAACAUUGAAGACCGUCGAUAUGAUCUCCAAGGGUGACAUACUGGCGAUAAAGACGACUGGAGGUGGUCUCAUGGUUACAGAAACUCUAAGCAGAGGAGAACUUCCUCCACAGCAGAUGCUCGACGCACUAGAUGAGGUUGCUAUCAAGUGUAAGCAACGCGGCAUCCAGAUCAUCAUCGAUGCUGAAUCUCAGCAUUGGCAGAACGGCAUUAAUCGCACCGCGCUCGAGCUCAUGCGCAAGUUCAACACGGAUGGAACGGCUGUCAUCUACAACACCUACCAAGCCUACCUAAAGAGCACGCCAUUAGUACUGGCCCACCAUAUGGCAGAAGCGGAGAAAGACGGGUUUACACUCGGUGUGAAGCUUGUACGUGGCGCCUAUCUCUUGUCAGACGACCGAUCCUUGAUCCAUGACUUCAAGGAAGACAUAGACAACGCAUACAAUGGCACAUCACAUGGAAUACUUCAACGUGAGCUGGGUGAAUUCGGCGCAUUUCGUCCCUUUCCGUCUAUAAGCCUCUUCCUCGCAUCACACAACCGCGACUCCGUGCUCUCAGCCAACAAAUUACACCGUCAACGCACAAAAGCUGGUCUUCCUACCGUCCCUGUCGCAUUUGGUCAACUCUAUGGCAUGUCUGACGAGGUCAGUUAUACAUUGCUGGCAGAUAAGGGCGAUGGUGAACUGCCACCUGAGGUGUUGAAGUGCUCCACUUGGGGUAGCAUAGGAGAAUGCGUGGGCUACCUGCUCCGACGAGCAGUGGAGAACCAACAAGCUGUGUUAAGAACAAAAGACGAGCUGGCUGCUCUACAAGCAGAACUGUGCAGGCGGCUCUUGAACUAA